AUGAGAAUUUCUGAGGGUUCUCCAUAUCCUCCAAGCGAAUCUGACAUUUCCGACAUCGUACGCGAUGUCGAGAAAGAAGAUGCCAUCGAAAAACUCUCACUUCUCCCCAAUCCUCCCCUUCGAGUUCGAUGCAUAACGCCAUCUGGCUUUCGAGAUGUCGCAGAAGAGCCUGGACUACCGAAGCCGACUUUUCAACAUUGCGCGUACUAUAAGCUACCACCGGAUAUCAGACGAUACAUUCUGAUACUGGCUUUCGGCAAUCGUCGUCUCCAUAUGGACUUCUCUUAUGACUAUCCCGACAUGACUUCAGACCUCAUUCAGCCGUUGGAUAAGAACCAUUGUGGUAUCGUCAUGGAGAACAUGUAUGGAGACAAGCUACGAGUCGUCGAUGAUACGAAGCCAAGAUCAUGGAUUUGGUGGGGAUCCGUUUGCCAUCGACUCCCUCCAGACCUCAAUAUAUCGCAAACAGGUCCAAUGACCCAUGGAGGUCCUGAUGGUCCUUGGGCUGAUACCUGUCGUGUCGGUGAAGCUCGUCACUGCGACUCAUGGCCAGGUUCAUUGCCUGCAAAAUGUCGCAUCGGUGUGAUGGGAUGGCUCCAAUCUUGUCGCCAAAACUAUGCCGAAGCUAUCGACAUACUUUACUCUAAGAACACAAUCAUCAUGGCCAACGAAGCAAUGAUAACGCAUCUUCCUCAACUCCUGUUACCGCAGCGCCUCGCAUCCAUUACCUCAAUUGAAAUCAGCUGGAACUUGAAGUCUCAAUACGAAAGCGGGUUUUCGAAUGCCAUUGAUGAGGCCGAUUUGAAGCACAUAUGUGCAUUACUAUCCUCCCAUUUCCCGCAGCUACGUCGCCUUUAUUUGUCUCUCGAGCGUUCAAGGCGUCGUGGAUCAGGCUGGGGCUCUGACGGUUGGCCAACUAUCAGCCUUCAUCUGGACAACCUUGUCCGAAUGAUGCCGUCUCUGACAGAACAUGCCAUUUCGCUGCCUGAUGUACCAUUCGAUUCUAUCUUGUACGACGCAAAAGAAAUUGAUUUCGGAUCGUAUUCAGAAAUAUGCAAUUCUUAUAAUCAGAUCUGGCGAUCUACUGACGGCGAAAUGGAUGUCAUCCGCCUUCCACAUGUCGAUAGUUAUCCCAGAGCACCGUAUCAUAUAGACACCUCGACCUCCAAGGGCAACGGUUACUGGAUACUCAAUGGAAGCAACUGGCCAGAGAAAGAGAAGCUCAUCAUCGUUCCUCCAAUAAUGGGACUCAUGGAAGAAUUUAUGGGCCUCGGACCUCAUGAUUUCGAUGACUUUGAGUUUGCUUACCCUUUGGAAGACAUACCAUUAAAUUUCCCUAAUGUCGGCCUUGUACUCUACACAAUGACCGUAACCGAAGUUGGCUGCAUGGGCGUCAAGCCCAACAUGAACAUCAUGGACCAUACCACCCCAGAGGGGAAGAUACUGACCGACGCUUGGAAGACUGUCAUCAGCAAGCCUGGCGGUCCUCAAAGAGUUUACUGGGGCUUGGAGUCAGUUGAUAUAUCGAAGGUCUGGGGCUUUUUCGACUUUGGGUCGGUUGAGCAACAUCGUCAAUUUGCUGAGGAAUAUGGCGCAGAUGCAGUCAAAGAUAUUCCCAAGAUCUGCACGUAUGGAGAGUUCUCAAAACAUAUCAAAAUGGUUCCGUCCUCCGAUGUUCUUGGGUCUCCUCUCACAGAGGUUAUACUGGCAUACUUCCCCCAAGACAUCUCAGACGAGAAGAAAGAAAGUCUCUCGUCCAAGAUUCAGGAGAUUCUCAGACAGGCCUUUCCUGAUGAUUUUCAAGUAGCUCACGCCUGGGGCGUGGAGAAUGAUUUUCCAGCAAGAAGUGAAGAAGGACAGACAAGAUCAGUUCUUAUGGGUUUUGUUGGAUUUUCCCAUUCUGAGACUUUGGGAGAUCAUCAGAAGACAGAUAGUUGGAAAGAGGCACUAUCGAAUAUUGAAGGGCUGGAGGGCUCGAAAACACCUCCCAAAUCUUUCAUCACCACCGUCAGAACCCAGCCAAGUCUUCACAUGCACCACGGUAUGGCUGAUAAAGCCACCAGUCCAAGUGGUGUUCUCGAACAAGAACACAAUGCUCCUAGCGGACCCCUAUCGUUACAUCGCAAAGAACUUGAUCGUCUCGAUCCGAAUCGCCCGGCAUGUUUCCAAAAUCUCCCAUCAGAGCUAGGCUUCAUCUUUGCAGUCGUGGGUUCGAUAGCUAUUAGCGAGUACUUUGUUUCUGGUUUCAAUAUCAUUUUACCCUCGUUGACAGAUGCAUCGAAUGAGGGUAGGACGUGGCCUGCUGCUGUCAUCAAUCUCACCACCGCUAUUUUGAUCCUUCCUUUCGCCAGACUCGCUGAGAUUCACAGCGCAAGGCUCAUCUUCCUUUGCGGCCAUGCUUGGUUGAUUUUCUGGUCCAUCAUUGCUGCUUUCAGUCAGGAUUCUACGAUGCUCAUAGCCUGUCGAGCAAUGCAGUGUUUGGGUCCCUCGGCUUUCUUGUCGUCUAGUGUCGUUAUCAUGUCGCGCAUUUAUCGCCCUGGUCUACGAAACACUCUUACUUUCAGCAUUCUUGGCGCCUCUUUCUGUAUCGGUUUCUACUCUGGUAUCUUCUUUAGCGCGUUGUCUGCCCAGGUCCUUGGCUGGAAAUGGUAUUUCUUCUUUGGUGCAUUCUUUGGUGUGGGUGUCUUCAUCGCUGGCUUCUUGACUAUUCCAAAGAGCCAUGGAAACUCGCGGUCUGACUUUGAGAUGGACUGGCUGGGUACGGGUACUGUUGUACCGGGUCUUGCGUUGAUGGUUUAUGCAUUGACUAACGGACGAAACGGGCCUCGGGCUAAUUUAGCCUUGACCUUGGGUAUCAUUUGUCUUGCGCUGUUUGUUUACGUUGAGGGAUGGAGGGCCAGUCAACCUCUUGUGUCAGCAGAGGUUUUCAAGACGAAUUACAUGAGCCGAUUGGUCGUUGCACUCUUCGUGUCCUGUGGAUCGUUCAGUCUGGUUCUUUUCUACGCUAGGUUCCACAUCGAAUCAGUCCUGUAUACUGGACCUUUACUGACCACAGCUUGGUUCAUUCCUCUCACAGCUGGAGGUUUCAUUCUUGCUCUCGUCGGCGGCUUUGCUCUUCAUAUCCUCAACGGACGACGACUCCUGCUCAUUUUAUGCCUUGGUUUCCUCGGCUCCUUGAUUCUAUUUUCAAUCAUCCCUGACAGCGGGAUAUCAAACUCAUUCCUCUACUGGACAUUCGUCUUCCCCGCCAUGAUACUUGGAAUAGCUGGUGUAGACAUUACCUUUAACAUCCACAACUUCAUUAUCGCAACAUCCCUACCUGAUCAUCUUCAGGCAGUGGGAGGUGCGCUAAUCACCAGCCUGCUCUACCUAGGUAUGGCAUUUUGGCUGGGUGUUGUUGAGAUGGCAACAUCGGUACAACAGGAGAAGCGUGCCGGCAAUCUUGAUGGGACAAGUCAAUGUCAGAUUGGAUUCUGGACUGGUACUGGGCUGGCUUUAAUUUUCAUCACGGUGAAAUUGCAGUCCGCUAAGGCUGAUUUGACGGCUGAUGAUAAGGCAUAG
This is a messenger RNA of Fusarium tjaetaba, 3561 nucleotides long. RefSeq names its product multidrug resistance. The record is from RefSeq and is a predicted model, not a curated record. Gene Ontology annotation, cellular component: membrane. Gene Ontology annotation, biological process: transmembrane transport. Bases 1 to 3561 code for a protein of 1186 amino acids. The transcript is spliced from 6 exons. Gene Ontology annotation, molecular function: transmembrane transporter activity. NCBI's taxonomy places the organism in Eukaryota, Fungi, Ascomycota, Sordariomycetes, Hypocreales, Nectriaceae.